GGGCGGAGACGGCAGGAAGCGCAGCGCCGCGUCGCAUCCAGCGAGCCUGGGACUCUGGGAGCCAGCUGGAGACGCCGGCGUCCGUCCCGCCGGGCCGCGGUGACCAGGCGCGGGUAAAGGCCUAGUUGGCUCGAGCGCCCCUCCGACCCCGGCUGGGCCGCUGCGCUUGGCCCCGGCAAGGGCGCGCCGGGAGCCGGGACGGGGGAACUGGAGAGCAGGUGGUAAGUCUCCCAGGUUCUGACCUUCUCUCCCAGGAUGAGGUGGGGCUGCUAUUUACCCAGAGCCUCUUGGUACUCUGGUCUGGGAAGAACAUCUCAGCCACCAGAUGAGUGUCUCCCCUUCCUGACCCACUGGAGUUGGCCCCUUAAAGGGGAGCGUCCCCUUGGACCCCUUAGGGCCUUUAUACGCCACCAUGGAAGCUCAGCGGACAGUGCUUCCCCAUCAGGAAGGCAUGGACAGGUGUUCCGGAGCAUCUCUGCAGCUGAAGCUAUCCAGCGGCACCGCAGGAAUCUGGCCGAGUGGUUCAUCCGGCUGCCCAGGGAGGAACGCCAGUUUGGUCCAACCUUUGCGCUAGACACAGUCCAUGUUGACCCUGUGAUUCGUGAGAGCACCCCUGAUGAGCUGCUUCGCCCAUCUGCAGGGCUGGCCCAGGAGCAUCAGCCACCCCCAGCUGGGCUCCCUGCACUGGCCCUGUCUCAGCUCUUUGACCCGGAUGCCUGUGGGCGCAGGGUGCAGACAGUAGUGCUUUAUGGGACAGUGGGUACAGGCAAGAGCACAUUGGUGCGCAAGAUGGUCCUGGACUGGUGUUAUGGGCGACUGCCAGCUUUUGAGUUACUCAUCCCCUUCUCCUGUGAAGACCUGUCAUCCCUGGGCCCCACCCCCACCUCUUUGUGCCAACUUGUGGCCCAGCGCUAUACUCCCCUGAAGGAGGUUCUGCCCCUGAUGACUACUGCUGGGUCCCGCCUGCUGUUUGUGCUCCAUGGCUUAGAGCGACUCAACCUUGACUUCCGCUUGGCUGGUACGGGGCUUUGUAGUGAUCCCGAGGAACCAGGGGCACCAGCUGCCAUCAUGGUCAACCUGCUGCGCAAAUACAUGCUGCCUGAGGCCAGCAUUCUGGUGACAACCCGUCCCUCUGCCAUUGGCCGCAUCCCCAGCAAGUAUGUGGGCCGAUAUGGCGAGAUCUGCGGCUUCUCUGAUACCAACCUGCAAAAGCUGUAUUUCCAGCUCCGUCUCAACCAGCCAGACUGUGGGGAUGGCGCUGGGGGUGCGGGUGUCUCAGCCACACCAGCUCAGCGGGACAACCUGGUACAGAUGCUCUCCCGAAAUCUGGAAGGGCACCACCAGAUUGCCGCCGCCUGUUUCCUGCCCUCCUAUUGCUGGCUUGUCUGUGCCACCUUGCACUUCCUGCACGCCCCCACACCUGCCGGCCAGACCCUCACAAGCAUCUAUACCAGUUUCCUGCGCCUCAAUUUCAGUGGAGAAAUGCUGGAGAGCACUGACCCCUCCAAUUUGUCCCUGAUGGCCUAUGCAGCCCGAACCAUGGGCAAGUUGGCCUAUCAAGGGGUGUCCUCCCGCAAGACCUACUUCUCUGAAGAGGAUGUCCGAGGCUGCCUGGAGGCUGGCAUCAAGACGGAGGAGGAGUUUCAGCUGCUGCACGUCUUCCGUCGGGAUGCCCUAAGGUUUUUUCUGGCCCCGUGUGUGGAGCCAGGCCACCUGGGCACAUUCGUGUUCACCGUGCCUGCCAUGCAGGAAUACCUGGCCGCCCUCUACAUUGUGCUGGGUUUACAUAAGACGACCCUGCAGCGGGUGGGCAAGGAAGUGACUGAGGUCGUGGGCCGUGUGGGAGAGGACGUCAGCCUGGUACUAGGCAUUGUAGCCAAGCUGCUGCCCCUGCGGAUUCUGCCUCUGCUCUUCAACUUGCUCAAGGUGGUUCCACGAGUGUUUGGGCGCAUGGUAGAUAAAAGCCGGGAGGCAGUGGCCCAGGCCAUGGUGCUAGAGAUGUUCCGAGAGGAGGACUACUACAAUGAUGACGUUCUAGACCAGAUGGGUGCCAGUAUCCUGGGUGUGGAAGGCCCCCGGCGGCACCCUGAUGAGCCCCCUGAGGAUGAAGUCUUUGAGCUCUUCCCCAUAUUCAUGGGGGGCCUCCUCUCUGCCCACAACCGUGCUGUGUUGGCUCAGCUUGGCUGCCCCAUCAAGAACCUGGAUGCCUUGGAGAAUGCCCAGGCCAUCAAGAAGAAGCUGGGUAAACUGGGCCGGCAGGUGCUGCCCCCGUCGGAGCUUCUUGACCACCUCUUCUUCCACUAUGAGUUCCAGAACCAGCGCUUCUCUGCUGAAGUGCUCAGCUCCCUGCGCCAGCUCAACUUGGCAGGUGUACGUAUGACACCUCUUAAGUGCACAGUGGUGGCAGCUGUACUGGGCAGUGGAAGACAUGCUCUGGAUGAGGUGAAUUUAGCUUCCUGCCAGCUGGAUCCUGCUGGGCUGCGCACUCUCAUGCCCGUCUUUCUACGUGCUCGGAAGCUGGGCUUGCAGCUCAACAGCCUGGGCCCCGAGGCCUGCAGGGACCUCCGAGAUCUGCUACUGCAUGACCAGUGCCAAAUUACCACCUUAAGGUUGUCCAACAACCCACUGACUGCAGCGGGUGUUAGCCUGCUGAUGGAGGGCCUAGUAGGAAACACCUCGCUGACACACCUGUCCCUGCUGCACACGGGCCUUGGGGAUGAGGGGCUGGAGCUGCUGGCUGCCCAGCUGGACCGCAAUCAGCAGCUGCAGGAGCUGAAUGUGGCCUACAAUGGUGCUGGUGACACAGCAGCCCUGGCCCUGGCCAAGGCUGCCUGGGAGCACCCUUCGCUGGAGCUACUGCAUCUCUACUUCAAUGAACUCAGCUCAGAGGGCCGCCAGGUUCUUCGGGACCUGGGAGGCACUGCUGAAGGCAAGGCCCGGGUUGUGGCAUCGCUGACAGAGGGGACAGCAGUGUCGGAGUACUGGUCAGUGAUUCUCAGUGAAGUCCAGCGGAACCUCAACAGCUGGGAUCGGGCCCGGGUUCGGCGCCACCUUGAGCUUCUGCUGCGGGACCUCGAGGACAGCCGAGGUGCCACCCUUAAUCCUUGGCGCAAGGCUCAGCUGCUGCGAGUGGAGGGCGAGUUCAGGGCCCUCCUGGAGCAGCUAGAAGGCCCUGGAAGCUGAGACAGUGGCAGCUGAGACCCGGCUGUGGGACCACUGGCUCCAAAACCCUUCCUCUGUGACCUCCUGGCUUGUUCUACUCCUUCUAGAAUGAUCCCUUCAAGGCUGGUGGCAAAGCAAUGGGCACAGCUCUGUGGGUUGCCACCCUGGGACAUGUCCAACUAAGUCUAGAUUUCCAGGGUCAAAUACGGUCCAUUGAUACCACAGACUUAAAAAUCGAGUGUGUCUCCUCUCCCUUUGGCUUGAAGAACUGAGGAUGUGGCAUUUGGAUGACCAGAUUGCCCUGUGGCAUCACCACCAAUUUUGAUUCUCCCUCUGCUCAGAGAGCCUCUGAUUGUACCACCAAAGGGUUCACUUCUUAAACCUUCCCUGCUGGGGGUGUUGCCAUUCAGGAGAUGUGCUGGAGGGCCUCUCCUCCUGCCUGUGUUUACUGUGACACUGAGGACGCCCUCACGUUGGUGCUUUCCCCCACACUCAUGCUCCUGUAUCACACUGGUUCCCAUGGCUUGGUGGCCCAAGGGCCAGGUAUACCCAACUUGCUGCUAUUAAAAAGCCUCAUGUCUUCUA
Molecule: messenger RNA, 3747 nt
Organism: Marmota monax (woodchuck)
Lineage: Eukaryota; Metazoa; Chordata; Mammalia; Rodentia; Sciuridae
Gene: Nlrx1
Product: NLR family member X1
Exons: 10
Coding region: 256-3183 (975 amino acids)
Biological process (GO): negative regulation of canonical NF-kappaB signal transduction
Cellular component (GO): mitochondrion
Molecular function (GO): protein binding
Source: RefSeq, a predicted model, not a curated record